GCUCGCUGUUUGUCUCCGGCUGUCUUGAAACAGGGCAUCUAGGUAUAACUCCCGUACCGUCUUCCUUCCUCUCCUUUCACGGCUCCGAUCCCACGGUAGCGAGCCCGACGGGGUGACAACCAGGUAUUACACCUAGAGGUACGUACUACCUACCGCAGACUUUGGCUCAGCUGGCUCUCCAGCCGUCCCGUCCCGUCACCUGGCUCACCGAGAUCACUUGGCUAAGCCUUAAGUGCGGUAAGGUAGCCUUGCAUCGACGGGGUUUCCACAUCUGCACCGCUUGCUGAUGGAGACUUGCGUUGGCUUCUUCACAGCCUAUUACCUCAUUCAUCAUACGAACAUCUGAAGCAGCUACACAAACACCUGCUUCUCCCAUGCACCUCGUCUCCUCUUCCUUGUCAUCCAAAUAGAGCAACUUUUCUACUUGGUCACCUCGACCUCGAAUUGAAUGAUUCUCCCGCUUCUUUGAUUUCCUUCCCACUGUUCGUUCCGUGAAGACGUAAAAGUCCUUUGACCGCACAAGUAUCAAGCCCCGACUUCGAUUCAUCGCCGAACGAGACUCGACUCAACAAACCGACGUUCUGGUACUUUCACGAAUUCGCGUUUCCCGGUAUCACCGGGAAUCAAGGCUGCUGUCAACAUGUUCGACAUCUUGCCCAACCUUCUCUCCUCUGUCGCCUCCUUCCUCUUUCCCGUUUACGCCAGUUACAAAGCUCUCAGGAGUUCAGAUCCCGCCCAGUUGACACCAUGGCUCAUGUACUGGGUCGUCAUCUCCUUCGUUGUCCUCGUUGAAUCGUGGGUUGGUUGGUUCUUGGUGUGGGUCCCCUUCUACGCCUUCAUGCGCUUUGUCUUCCUCCUCUACCUAGUCCUUCCCCAGACUCAGGGUGCCCGCGUCAUCUACCAGACCCACAUCGAGCCCUGGCUGGAGGCCAACGAAGGACAAAUCGAGGACUUCAUCGCCUCGGCCCACGAGCGUCUCAAGGCCGCCGGCCUUGCCUACCUCAAGCAAGCCAUCGAAUACGUCAAGACCCAAGUCCUCGGCAUGCCUCCUACACCGCCCGAGCCCGCGUCGGCCUCCUACGGCGGUGGCGCUGGCGCCUCUCAGACUGCGCAGUCCUAUACCCAAUCCCUCCUCGCCCGGUUCAACGUACCGUCUGCUCGCCCAGGUGGCGCUAACAACGCCCCGGGUGGCGCCCUUGGAACCGACUUCUAUAGCUUCCUGUCCUCGGCGGUGACCGCCGCCAGCAACGCUUACUCGAACAAGGGUUCCGGCACCCAAUUCGACCGCGACGUCACCCCCACCCCGGGCACCGGAGGCGGAGCUUCCAGCCUCGUUCCCGAGAGCAUUCGCGGCGUGGACGCCCGCAUCUCCUUUAUCGAAGCCCAGCGCGAACGUCUCAACACGGUCCUCAACGCGCUCGACCGCGAGGCAUCUCAACUCCAGAACAACCCGCAGCAGAGCGGUGUGCCGGGCUUCAGCUUCGACGGCGCCGAUAUUGGACUCACUUCAAGUGCUGGCAACCCUUGGCAAGGUUCAAACUCCCGCAGCGGUAAGAACUCGCGCUCCAUGAGCGAGCACAGCAGUGUGAGUGGGGGUGGGCUGAGCCGCAACCGGUCCGAGGCGGACUUUGAGAAGCUCGAGGCCGAGAGCGGCGAGGAGGAGAUUAUGGAUGACAAUGGGAGGAGGGUGAGGCAUAGGCCGGCGCCGAAUGCUCAGGGAAGCAGCGGUUGGUUCGGUUGGGGUGCUGGUGGUGCCGAUGACGCUGCUGCUGCUAAGAGCACUGGGGUUGAUAAGUAGGCGACGAUGACAACGACGGCAUCUGGUAUGCUGGUUUUUGCUACGACCUUCAAGUCAAGUGUGCAUAAAACUGCCGGGACAAAGAGUUACGCAUGGUAAUCCCAAGGAUACAGUCAUCCUGGACUGGGUUACAACGUCAGGUUUACCACUGGACGUUGGAGGUUGCCUGAGGAAAGCUCGGAAACGGAGUUGGGCCUCAGAAUUUACUGUACACGCAGUAGGCAAGGCUCUCGGUGUACCAGAUAUGAGAACGCCAUCCAAGCCACCCACCAACUUCACAACUGAUCCCGCUGGGGACAGGCCCGCUUUCAUUAGAGGUUAACCCUCAUUCCCAUGUGAACUUUGUCUUUUGCUCCUUGUUGCCUGUUGGCAGUCAUGUUUGCUCAGUGCCAUUGUGUGUAUUUGGGCCCUUGUACGUACCAGUGACACACGGGCUGAAGUCCUGCAACCUGCAUAGCGAAAUAUCAGCGUGCGAGACAUGUACUUGAGGGUUGGAAGUACAUACUCAAAGCGCCGAGGAAGUGCAGGGUAGGCUAGUGGAUGUAGUGUUAGGUAGUCGAGUUGCUCCAUUCGUUGCGCUCUGCCGUAUUUCACAGACAAUCAAGAACGGAAGCUCCGAACAGAGUGCCUUAUGAAGAACAGCGGCUGAAGUGCAAAUCAAACUUCAACGUCAAGCAAAUCCAAUAAUGCGAAAACCG
Messenger RNA from Neurospora crassa OR74A, 2496 nucleotides. RefSeq names its product pathogenicity protein. NCBI's taxonomy places the organism in Eukaryota, Fungi, Ascomycota, Sordariomycetes, Sordariales, Sordariaceae. The record is from RefSeq and is a predicted model, not a curated record. The coding region runs from base 641 to 1798 and encodes 385 amino acids. The transcript is spliced from 3 exons.